AUGAAAAGAAAGCUCCCAGACAAUGGACAUGAGACUGACACUAAAAGCAAAAAGAAAAAGCGACCACCGACCUUAGAGAAGGACACGCGAUGGCUCAAUGGAAGAUUAUGCCCAGUCAGAGAGCAGAAUGCCUGGUUUGUAAACCCAACGACAGAACUUCCAGAUGGGUAUUGCAAAUUCAAAGAUGUGCUUUUGCGUCCAAAUUGCAUAUCUCAAUAUGUUCUACCCGUGAUGGAGGGUGAUAUGCUGGAAUUCAUCUUAGGAGAUCGAGACAAGACGAAACCUAUGGCACGAAAUGUACGUGUAUCUCAGUAUACACCGCGAACUUAUAAGGAAUUGACUGAGUAUAUCAGAAAGCUAACUAAGGAUUUGGAUAGUGUUAAUGUGGGGAAAGUACUCGUGCAAGUAUUGCCAUGUAAUGCAUUGUGGAGGUUUCUUGGGUCACCUGAGUUUACUGAAAGCACAGCAGGUUCGUAGGUUUCAUAAUUCAUUAAAAUCUCUGUCGGCUAUUUACGUAUUUGCUUGCUUACACAACUUUCAUAUUAUAUGUUAUAUAUUGAUCAUUUAUAGACCCAGAGCGAGGGGGAUUCGGCGAAAUAUUACCCCAAGUGAUGAUAUUUCCCGAGGGGCUUUUCGCCGAGGGAAAUAUCAUCACUGAGGGUAAUAUUUCGCCCAAUCUCUCGAACGGAAGGUUUGUCACUUAUAUUUAGAAUCCCAUAAAAUCGUUUGGAAUAUUGAUGAUAACAUUUUUUUUAAAUUUGGUUCAUAAUUUAAAAUUAACAAUCGCUUUCUUUAAAGUUAUAAACUUUAAAGGAUAAUUCAUCUCUCCACAGGGCUUAUUUUAGUGUCCGGUAUUGCACACUUUGUGCAGUGUUGAAUAAAAAGUGUGCAGUAUUAAAUGCGAAAGUGUGCAGUAUUAAAAUUUGAAGUUUGAAAUAAAUUUCAACUUUGUAUUAGAAUAGAUGUGCUCAAGGAGCGAAGUAGAUGAAAUAUAAAGUCGAGAAUUCCAAAAUGCCUUUACAACAAAAUGAGCAAAGGCACAAACAUGAAACAAAGAUUGGCCAAAUAUAUGCCAAGUUCCAGUAAUAAUUCCAAUAUUCAAUAUUUUCAUGUCCAGAAAAGCCGGUGUACUUCUUUCCUUCACAAGAGGAAGAGCCUGGGAACGAGGUUGUCAUUUGUGUCGCAUCAUCGAAAUGAUCGAAUUACUACAAUAGCCGGUUAUGGCUGAUUUGAAUUUGAAAGGUUUACUUUUUUGGGGACACCCUGUAUGUUGUCAUUAUGACACCUGCUCUGAAAAAACAAUUCAAAGAUGACAGAAAACAUCACAGGGUGAUGUCAUUGACACCUGCUCUGAAGUGUGCAGUAUUGAAAUUUUAUUUUGUCGGCCAUCUUGUUUGCGCGUGAUCGCCGCGUGUGGUUUACGCGAAUCAUAUCACCCGGGUGAUAUGAUAAAAACCACCCCGUGUGGUAUUACCCACUACGUCAAAUACGAUCGAUGAUGACGUAAGGCGCGAUUCGAUGACAAAUUUAUGCUCACGUGCCACAAACUUAGCUUUCAGACUGGACACUUUGAAUUUGAGGUAUAAUAUUUAACAAUUAUUGAAUGAGGUUGAGCACAAUAUGAAGAAUUAUCAAGCCCGAAGUUUGCCGUUAUCAACCGAAGCCGAAGGCUGAGGUUGAUAACGGCAAACUGAGGGCUUGGUAAUUCUUCAUAUUGUGCGAAAACCGAAUUCAAUAAUUGUUUUAUUAUUUAUUUAAAAAUUUCAAAACAAAUUGUCAUCUAUUUGUUCGCCCACGUCACGUUAUAAAUCAGGAAAAGAAUUAGGAAACUGAGUGUUCUUACCUAUUCUAGAAGCUUUUGUUGAUCUUUUUGUAUUUAACGAAUCUUUAUCUUCCAGUAAUUUUUGAAUUUCGGCUUCGUCAAGCUUUGCAAAACCUUUCAGUGGAAGAAGCCAUUUGUAAUUUAUUUGUAUUAAGACUGAAAAAACAAUUCCUUAAUCCUUCGGCAGCCGUUGUCGUCAUAGCAAUGGCGUCAGCGAGUCAAUAUGAUUCUCGUUGUCAUAGUAAUAUGGCGCAAACGCGUCCAAAUUUUUUUCAUAUUGACUCUUUGACGUCAUUUUGCUGUUAUGAAUGUGAAAAAUCCGUAUUUGGUUAGCCAUUGAGUUGAUAUGACAAUUUCACAGUUCGUUGUAAGCCAAUCAGAAACCCGGAAUUUUUUUAAAUAAAUAAUAAUAUCAUUUCUCUUAGGCCAAUGAAAAUUGAUAUCAUGUUUCUCGUCCCCGCCCGCAUGGGAUUUAUCUGCCGCACGAAAAUAUUUCAUUAUUCAUUAUUUUUGAAAAAUAGGCUUAACAAAACACCAAAUUGAUCUCCAGAUCAAAGUCUUAUUGCUGCAUUCCGCAAGCCCAACUCAAAAUUGUAUCUUUCUAAAGAUAUUACUCGCCAGAAUGCCUCUAUUUUUCAUGACAGCCCUGGUAUGAAUAUAAAUAUACUGUAGUGUUCUGUAGUGUAGGACGUAUUAAAUUAAAAUGAAUUAUACACCGAUUUACUUCAGAUGUUUAUGGGUUUUUUUACUGGUUCAAGGAAAUUAUUGACAAGUACUUCAAAUAAAGAAAAAAUGAAAAAUGAAAAAAUCCCGCUCCAAAUUUUUGAAAAUCGUGGACGAGAAACAUGAUAUCAAUUUUCAUUUGCCUUACUACUAUUCUUUGAUUUACUUAGGAACUCUUUAUUCUGCCUUACAUCAAAUUCGUAUGAUUGUAAUGACCAAUUUACAUACAGUACAACAUCUUUAUAUGAUAUCGGUGCACAACUGAUCCUGUUGGUGAACAGUGUAUAUAGCUACAAGAGGACUUGAGUGCCUAAAGAAAUUAAACCUGUCAUGUUGAAAGAAUUCUGACUUCUUACGUGUGACUGAGGUGAAAUUACAAUAAGACGACUGAAUGGUGGAUGACUAAAGCAACUAUCACAGUUUUUAAAGCACUGUGACACAAGGCCUUGUCCGCCAUUUUUGGGUAGCAAACCCGCAACAACAAAGGACAACAACAAAUACGUAAAAGAGUGAUUUCGCGGUGAAGCAAAUAGUACUGCCUUAUAAGCAAUAGUGCUGUGUUUCUACUUCGCUAAAUUACCCAUUUCUAUUUUCCUCCUACGAUUUGGCGGAUUUGCCAACCAAAAAUGGCGGACAAGGCCUGGCCCCAUGAUGUGAGAAUGAGUAAUUGAAAUAACUUGUCUGCAGUUUUAAUAGCCAGCUAAGAGUUUUUGUAUUCAAUGAUUUACCGUGUUUUAUUUAGAUACAAAAAGUGCUAGAAUCACCUACAUUGAGCUUCUCCUAAAUUUACUAAAGCGUAUCUUACACAACGGGACCGAACAUUACAAGACCCUUUUGGAAGAUGCCAUCAAGAACAUCACACGCGGAAAGAUAUUUCAAACAACAAACGACUUCAGCCUGCCAGUGAUUAUCAAGUAUUGCAAUUGUGGAAGCAAUGAACAGUUCUACUGUGAAGACCAGAAAAAUGCCUUAUCCGCAGAGCUCGUUCGAAGCUUUUGCCAUGAUGCUAUUCGACAAGUACCAUCUAUAACUUGUUAUCUCCUGCCCACAGUUGUUGCUAUCAGCGAGAAGAUAUCGAACCCUUCCACACAAAGUUUUUUAUGCACACUCUUAUCGCUUAAUUUUGCAGGAGCAAAUGAGUUUAUUGCUAAUGCAAAUACCUGGAUGAAAUUACCUUUAAUACCAACUGAUCGUGAACUAGCCGGACAUUUGGUUGAAGAAGACAAAAACCUGAUGCCUGUGAGGACUCGCAUUCCCUACGAUAAUCCAGAGCAGUACAUGGAUACCUACUUUCGAUUGGUCCGUGCCGAAACCUUUUCAGCAGUGCAGCAUGGAAUAAAAGAUCUCAAGGCUUCCACACUGGAUCCAAGAGAUAUGAAUGUCUAUUAUAACAUCCACCUUGCUGGCUUUGGGCUUCAAAGUAGUCGGUUCUCGCUGGCGAUACAUUUUACACCAACAAAGAAAGUGAAAAGAUGGGAAGCCUCACCUCAACUUAUGUAUGGUAACUUGGUGUGUCUCUCCAUCAACGAAAAGUUUGAUGACGUCAUUUGGGCAACGGUGUCCAAUAGGGAUGCAGAUUUAUUGAACCAACAUCAGAUCAUUAUGCUAGAGUUGUUGGAUGAGAAUGUCAAGGAUAUAAGCGAGAUUAUUAACUUGCUACAAACUCAAGGAGGUAUUUAAGAUUUUUAGUGCAUAUAUGUCUUGCACCUCUCAUGAGAUUGCGGUUAGAUUCCAGAAAUUUACAGUUUUCUUUUGUCUCAUGUUUAUUUUGUCACAUGUGUAAUUAAUAUGAGUGUACAGUUUUGUCUGGGUACCUUUCUGUACUGACAUAGGAUUAAUAAGGAAUGGGGUUUACUUGAAAACUAAUUAAUAUCAUUAUCUAGUGUAAAUAAAUGUAAUUAGUUUAAGUUAGGUUUCCUUCGUAGUAAAAGUCGACCAAUAAAGUACAGCCGUUACCUGACCUCCAGGGGAACAGUCUGCAAAUACUCGAGUAAUCCAAAGCAGCACGAUAGGAUUAUUUUUGUCUUACAUCUGUCGAAAAUGAUAACUAUAACGCACGAUCCUAUAUAAGCUGUUCCAUGCAUGCAACUAAAGAUUAUGUUGCCCUCAAAUAAUGCCGCUCCUAUCUUUGACUACGAGAUUUUUUUAGGCAGCGAAAGUUUUUCAUUAAAUUCCUUUUCGAAAUUUUUGAAAAUUUGCACCCUUAUGAACAUUUAGAAUAAUUAUCAUUGACUGGGGCUCGUAUAUUAUCUCGUUUCCCAAAAGGUUCAGGAGUCAUGGUAGAAUCACCGAAAUACUACCACUCGCUAAGUCCCAUUCUGCGAAGUCUGAAAGAAUUCGACAUGAAAAGCUUUCCUCUUCAAAAGGAAAUCAUCUACGCUGAACCUGCGCUUGAGCAACCUAGGUACUUGAAGGAAGCCACGUUUGAUGCCUCAAUAAUUUUCUCGACAACUAUAGCGGAGGAAACACAGAAAGGUAAGCCUGGAGAAUAAAUAUCUUAAGGGCAAGCGGAGGAGAGAACCUCCAAGAAAUAAAGCCCUGUACAGACAAGCAUGUUUUUCUUGAUAAGUUCCUUGACGAGUUUACUUACUCGUAAAAUUUGCAAGUAAAACUUUAUUGUCAAGUAAACUUGUGAAGGAAAUCGUGCUCGUUUGUGUGGUGUUUGAAAGUGAAUAACUGCGCCUCAUCUGUUCUUGAUAUGACUAUUGACGAUUUAAGAGAAUUUAUACAAACAUUUUCAGGUUCUUGGUUUGACGAGAAAAUUAAAAGUGAAUGCAGCUUGAGAAAACAAAUGACGACCUUGGAAGUGCAAAAUGCUAAACCUUUAGAACAAAUGGACACUGACGACUUCCAAGAAAAUAACUUGCAUUCUAAAUCUUCAACGAAGGUAAAACAAAUUAUAGAUUUAAAAAAAUCGGUGACCACAGGAACAUUCAUUGCUAACCAUCUUAGUGGAAACGAACCAGGAGAAACAGGCUCGCAGGAAAAACUUGAACGCUUUUUGGAAAAAUUUAACUCCAGUUCGCAGUCCUCCUUGGAAGCAAGUCAAUGUGAUGCUCUCGUUCAUGCUUUGAAAAAUAAAUUGGCCGUUAUCCAAGGUUAGUAUGUGAACAUUGUGAUACAGUACAUUGAGUAAAUCCUUGCAAUGAGCAAAUUUACAGAUCUGUUGGUCUAAAAUAAUUCAUUUGAUACUUGCUGUUCAGUUCAUGCUUAUUGUAAUUGCUUACUUGGGGAAGAUAUUCUUGCUUGGAGAAUAUCAUUAUCCCUAUUCAAAGUAGCUAAACAUCCCACAUAUUAUGCUUGUUGCCUCAUAAACUUUAACCUAUUUUUUUCGAAAGGUCCACCAGGUUGUGGUAAAACAUUCAUCGGAGUCAAAAUCGUAGAAAUGUUGCUAUCUCUUUCUCCGAAGCUUGAGAAACCGAUCUUACUAUUGACUUACAAGAACCACGCCCUUGAUGAGUUCCUGAAACACACGUUGAGAUUUUGCCCCAUAGAUCACAUGGUCAGGAUAGGAAGCAGAUCGAAGGAACCGGAGUUGGAAAAAUGUAAUCUAAAAUACAUUGAAAAUAUCAUAUCGUAUGAGAAAGCAACACACAUUGAAAUUCAAAACACGAAAACUGAAAUCAUCGAUAUAGAAUGGAGAAUAGAAGAAAUCUCAGUCGAAUUCCAAGCUAGUUCCUACCUUACCCAGAUAAGUUUAGUAGACGAGCUCAGUGAGGAACAGCUACAAUCUUUGAUCGUUGGAGCAGGCAGGGAAUGUGUACCGCCGAUUUACCGGCUGGGCGAGAGGAACAAUGCGGAUCAUACAUGGAUGAAGCAACUGUUGAACGAUGUGUUACAAAAAUAUGACUCGGUUAAAGAAUUUCUGUUGAUGGCUUUGCAAAGCGGGGUGUCAAACAACAAUGAAGUUGGUAUUGCUUGCAUUGAAGCUUUCGAUAACGUAUUUCAGCUAUGGUUCCCUGGUCGAGAGGAACUACAAACAUUAAAGGAAUUUCAAGUUGAGUUCAUUUUACAAAUUGAAAGUGACGAAGAUGCAUCAAAAGAAUCUCAAAACAGUGAUGAUGAUGAUAGCGAUGAAGAUUAUGUAAAGCAAUUACUCGAAACAAGAAUGGCUGCAGGCGCAAGACAUGGAGUCUGUUGGGAUGGUCUUUUUGAUCCCACUAACACCAAGAACCGAAAUGAUAUUCUAGUCAAUAUCGCUGAUUAUCCCCCAGACAUGGUAGUAAGUGAUCAAAUUCGCUCUGUUAACAAUCUUUGGAGACUGGACAAUGUCCAGAGGCUGCGGUUCCUGUAUUGUAUUCUUAACGAGAAGACAAGAAGCGUCUGUCAGGAGUUGAAUGAUCUUAUCGAGAAGCUAAAAAGUUUGAAGAAUCGUAUAGAAGAGUUGGAAAUGACUGACAAAGUUGAAAUGUUGUCAGAGAAGAAGAUCAUAGGUGUAACAAUCACAGGAGCGUCUAUUAAUCAUGAUCUUCUUCAUCGUAUUGGUCCAAAUGUCGUAAUCGUCGAGGAAGCCGCUGAAAUUCUUGAACCCAGUCUUCUGGCUGCGCUGACUACAUCUAUCGAGCACCUGAUUCUAAUAGGGGAUCACAAGCAGCUCAGACCACAAGUUGAUACUUACAAAUUGUGCAGGAACUUUCAGCUUGAUGUCUCAAUGAUGGAGAGAUUGAUAGAAUCUGGAUUCCCUUUUAGAUCUCUUGCUAAGCAAAAUCGAAUGCGUCCUGAAUUUUCAGCCUUGUUACGUGAUAUAUACCCUGAUCUUAAAGAUAACCUGCCAAUGGUGUCGAAGAACAAGCCAUUAAAGUGCAUAGAGAAAUCAAUGUUUUUUUGGUGUCAUGAUGAUCCCGAGAAGCAAGAUCGUACAUAUACGAAUGUUAAAGAAGCAGAGCGUAUCAUAGCUCUUGUUAUGUAUCUCUUAUGCAAUGAUGUCCAUCCGUCUGAUAUCACAGUUCUUUCAGCCUACCUCGGGCAAACUAAGCUUCUCAGAAACAUGAUAAAACGAGAGAAAGCCAAUACGCCUAAAUUUUUCCAAGAAGGUUUCGUCCAGGUACAAACAAUUGAUAUGUAUCAAGGAGAUGAAAACCAGUACAUAUUAAUUUCCCUGGUGCGUUCCAACGAAAAAAACAAGAUCGGAUUCUUGAAUAAAAUGAACCGUCGCUGUGUGGCUCAGUCGAGAGCGAAGUGUGGUAUGUACUUCGUUGGAAACCACAACACCCUGCGCGGAGCCAAAAAUUCAUGUUGGUUAGCGUUUAUCGAUUCGAUGAAGGAGCAAAAUUGUGUCGGCGAUAAAUUUCCCCUUCGGUGCACGAAACACGAAACAUCAAAGUAUAAUGCCACGGAUUGCAAUACUAUUCGGAAAAUAAACGCUGAACCUACACUCCUUUGCAAGCAGUCAUGCGGUGAUCCCUACCUCUACUGUAGUAAGCAUACUUGCAAGAAGCCUUGUCAUCCAAGGCACGACCACACUAUUUGUCCCGAAAUUGUCGGUGAUCAAUUCCCAGAAUGUGGUCAUGAUGUAAAUCGACCAUGCCCUCAAAACAUUUCCGAUCUUAAGUGCAGAUUUGAAGAAAUCGUGAAUCUUUCAUGCGGUCACGAAGCUAAAAAGAAGUGCUCCCACAAUAUAUUGGAUGUUAUUUGCACAAUAACAGUAACUGCCACCUUCGCACGGUGCAGACACAAGACAGAGAAACUAUGUCAUGUCAAGAUUGAGACGAUUAAGUGUAAACACCCGUGUGAAGAAAUUAAUUCGUGUGGAAAACAUAAAUGUAAAGAUACUUGCGGAAAUAGUCAUGGUCAUGAUUGCUGUUCAGAAAAGAUUGGUUACAAGUUCCCAGUAUGUGGUCAUCCCUCUCCAAAGAAGAAAAAGUGUUCCGAAGAUAUAUGGUGGGACUGCAAACACAAGGUGUAUAUCAAAGGAGCUUGCGGUCAUGAUAUCGAAAAGAAAUGCCACCAAAGUGAAAGCGAAGUGAAAUGUCCUAUUACACCAUGCGCAAAACUGCGGAAAUGUGGUCAUCCUUGUAGAAAUGCAUGUGGAGACGACUGCGAGAAAGGUGACUGUGAGCAUUGUCAAGCUGUAUACCAAACGAAGAUGGACGAAAUCCAUAAAGCAGCAAAAGAAAGGUUCUAUGAACUUGAAGAAAAGAUCAGAAAAAAAGAAAUCCCACUCUUCUCUCGAGAUGAGCUCUGUAGCAAAGGACCGACUGCAGCUGAAUACCAGAAAGUUAACGAUCAAGUUAUGAAGUUCAUUCAACCGUGUCACAGAUGGUUCCCUACCAUCACCAAAAUUGAAAAAAUUACCAAUCUUGAAUUGGAAAAGAAAUUCGAAGAAGCAAAAUACAGAGCAUUUGGAGAUUAUAUUGACACAAAGUUUCAUGGUACAUCUAAUGAUGGUUUAGAAGAUAUCAUCCGAAACGGCUUCAGCAUGCCAAAGGCUAUUCCGCAGCCUCCAAAAAAGCGCGGUAUGUACGGUCAAGGAAUCUACUUUGCUACGGAUUCGUCAAAGAGCGCGCGGGAUAUUUACACCAAAGGUUCUCAGAAACUUUUGCUGUGUCAAGUCAUCCUCGGAAAGUCUAUGACAGUCGAGAAAGCGGAUAAUUCAUUGAAUAAGAAGACGCUUAAUGCAAAUAAAUGCGACUCUGUGUACGCUCCUCGAGGAACAGAUGUGAUGAAUGAUGAAUUUGUAAUCUUUGCUCGACACCAAGCCCUUCCAAAAUACAUUAUCCAUUUCUCCGACAGUAAACUUGUGCCACCUUCUCCAUCAGUCCAUACCCAACAGUCUUUUACUGUUAAGAAAAUGAAAGCAUCAAGGUCCGUGAAUUUCCGAGAUCCCUUUGAAAUGUAUUACCAUUUUGCUGAGUCCCACUUCAGAAGAAUGGCCGCGAUGAGUAAAGCACCUCUUCCCCUGCAACAACCCACAAUUUCCUCUAUUGAUAUUGUCAUCAACAAGGAUCUGGAAGGCAAGUUUGAAGCAACCAAGCAAAAUUUUAAAAGCCAAGGCAUCCCUGACAAAGAAAUUCUUGCUUAUCAUGGAACGGAAAAGGCCAAAAUAAAUAGUAUCUUGGAGAGUAACCUACAGUUAAGUUACGCGAAAAGGCAAGCUUAUGGUAAAGGGAAUUAUUUUUCAGAAUUCCCUUCUGUCAGUCUAAGUUAUGGUGAUGGUCUACUCUUAUGUCGCAUUCUUCCUGGAAAGGAAUUUGUGGAUGCCAGUGGUUCAAAUAUACCCGCAGGCUACAAUUCCAAGAAAGUGUUGUUAGACGUUCAGUAUGCCAGUACUACAGGAGCUACAGCCGCAACAGCUGCCGCAGCCAACGUGAGUGGUGAAAUGAUCAUCAUUGAAAACUCUGAUCAGAUUUUGCCUUUCUUUGUUAUCCAUCGUUGA
This is a messenger RNA of Paramuricea clavata, 9920 nucleotides long. The record is from the annotation of a GenBank genome assembly. NCBI's taxonomy places the organism in Eukaryota, Metazoa, Cnidaria, Anthozoa, Malacalcyonacea, Plexauridae.